AUGGCAUGGGAGCUGUUCUGUGUCAUCCUCAUUGUUAUCAUUGUUACAUUGUACUGCAGCGGCAUCAUGACUAUCACACUGAUGGUUCUUGACACUUACCUGGCAGUCCACUGGCCACUGCAUUACGAAAACAUUGUGCCAUCUUCCAGAACCAAAAAGAUAUUGCCCGCCAUUUGGAUAUUGGCAUCCCUAUACCCAGUUACCAUUAUGAUCAAACAACGAGUGGAAGCGACAGCGAGUGGGAGAAGUACAGGUGUUUGUCUCAUGCCAUUGACUCUGGGCUCCGGGCCAGUAGGUAAUGAAAUGAUAAUUAGUGUCCACGUGUGCUUCACUUUAGGCUUCUUACUGUGUUUGUCUGUGGUUGUGUUUUGUUACAUACGCUUGUACUGGAUCACCAAGACAAAUGGCCUUUGGCAGAGUCGUUACUCGCGGGCUAAAGUGACUUUAAUUGUUCACGCUGUGAUGCUUCUCCUUUACUUCGGCCCUGGUUUGGUUUUCACCAUCGAGUUUAUUUUGUUUUAGAAGGAUCAUGUGAGCUCGGAUGUCAGGGUGUGGACAAGUGCUGCAAAUAGCAACUUUCUGAUGAUGCUGCCGAGAGCUUUUUUUCCUUACCUGUAUGGACUGAGGUACAGGGAAAUAUUAAACACUCUCGGUCAGAUCAGUAUAUUGAUUUAG
Messenger RNA from Polyodon spathula (Mississippi paddlefish), 675 nucleotides. RefSeq names its product probable G-protein coupled receptor 148. Gene Ontology annotation, cellular component: membrane. The transcript is spliced from 3 exons. The record is from RefSeq and is a predicted model, not a curated record. NCBI's taxonomy places the organism in Eukaryota, Metazoa, Chordata, Actinopteri, Acipenseriformes, Polyodontidae. Gene Ontology annotation, molecular function: G protein-coupled receptor activity. Gene Ontology annotation, biological process: G protein-coupled receptor signaling pathway.